UUUGAAAUGUAAAUGAGUAUAUAAAGACCACCAACAUCAACAACUAGAGAUGUAUCAACCAGUGUUUUUGGAUAAAGUCAUAUAGAAUGGCAUUCUCCUAAUAAAGAUCUAGAAUGGAAUUAAGAAAAAUACAUGAGAUAAGUUAAUGAAAUUAUAAUUGAAUGUAAUAUAUAAAUUUCAUUAUAAUAGAAAGCGAAUCCCCUAUAUAAGAGAAACAAAAACAAAUUAAAGCUUAAUAAUAUUAGUUAAUUACUUUUGCUGAAUUGAUUCAAAGAUUUAGAUUAAGUGAAGGAUAUUAUUCAGUUCGAAAUAAAUCAAAAUGUUCAUGUUAUGGGUUUUCAUCAACUAUCUCAACAACUGAAUAAGUUAAAUAAAAGUUUAUUCAAUUAGGGAUGGAUUAGUUAAAUCUCUAAAAUGAAUUUCAUAGAAAUACGGUUUAUUCUAUACAUUAUCUUCUAAAUAAUACUGAAAAACCCAAUGAGAACUAGUUGAAAAUGAUAUCAAAAUACUCUUCUAAAUAUUUUUAAUUGAUGCAAUUUCUUUCUUGUUUAGAAUUUGAAACACCUCUAUUUUAAACACUCUAUAAAGAAUCAGGAGAAUUAUUAAUAUAAUUAGUAAUAAAUGUAGGAUAGAUGGUUUUUGAAUAAUUAUUGAGUAAUAAAUUAAACAAAUUAAUCUAAAAAGAGUAAUCUCAUUUAUUUCACAAUAUCCUUAGAAAUUAUUAGAGCAGUCUCAUUUUCCAUAUAUAUAAAGAAAUCAAGAAAUCAAAUCAAUCACUCUAAAUUUUGAUAAAAUAAUAUGAAAAAUCUGAUCCUAAUUUUUAUUAUUACUGGUAUAUCCAAUAGAAAUAAUAUAAUAAUAAUUUAUUCUCGGAUUGA
Molecule: messenger RNA, 878 nt
Organism: Paramecium sonneborni
Lineage: Eukaryota; Ciliophora; Oligohymenophorea; Peniculida; Parameciidae
Source: the annotation of a GenBank genome assembly